UAUAGGAAUUUAGUUUAACUAUAAAGUAGUAUUGCUAAUUUUAUUCUAGUUCUAAAACUGAAUUGUGAAAAUUGGAUUAUUUAAUAUCACGAUGACUACUAAAUCUUUACCUUGGGAUCCAAAAACAUGUCAUAUGGCUGCUUUAGUGUUAGCGCGGGGCGGUAGUAAAGGAUUACCCUUGAAAAAUAUUCGGCCUUGUGCUGGUUUACCAUUAAUUGGUUGGGUUUUACGAGCUAUUGGCGACAGCGAAGUGUUUGAUAGCAUCUGGGUAUCAACUGAUCACGAAGAUAUCGCUAAAGUGUCGGAACAAUUCGGCGCAAAAGUGCAUUGGAGAUCAGAUGAGGUAUCCCAGGAUACAACCUCAUCUGUUGAAACAUCGAGGGAGUUUUUAAACCAUCAUCCCGAAGUAGAAUUCGUAUGCAUGAUACAAUGUACAUCGCCUGCCCUUCAUCCAUUUCAUCUUCGCGAUCUCGGCGAUCUUGUUAGAAACCGUGGAUAUGAAUCUGUGUUUUCUGUGGUUCGAAAACGGCACUUUCGCUGGAAAGAAGUCGAUUCCAAUUCAGAAGAACGAACAGUACCGUUAAACAUCGAUCCAACGAAGAGACCCCGUCGUCAAGAAUGGAAAGGAGAGUUAUUUGAAAAUGGCUCAUUUUAUUCCGCACGGCGUCAUCUUGUUUUUGAAAGUAGCUUCCAGGCUGGAAAUUUAACAUACUAUGAAAUGUCGCAAGAGCACAGUAUCGAUAUCGAUACAGAAUUUGAUCUACAGAUGGCUGAAAUUAUUUUGCAAAAAUAUGGAUACAAAGGCAAAGAAGCAGAAAAAAGCAAUUAACUGGGGCGGAACCAAUUAUAAGUAUGGCAAUUUGAAUGCCAGAAUGUUCAGGGGAAAAAGUAAAUAUAUGGUAAUUGCGUUGGAAUCUCAAUUCAGUUUGAAAAUUUAAUUAUAUUAGAAUGUUUUGCCUAUGUGUUGACGAUAUUAUUCGUUUAGUAAAUGUCUGUAAGCUGCUACUAAUAUAAUUCUUUAUAAUUUUCAGUCCUUUUGCUAUUUUUUUUUUUUUAUGCAUUGUAAUAUUUAUUUUCAAAAAUCAAAUUAGUGUAUAACAAACUUUUAGUGUCUACAAAUCCUUAUGGCAUAAACCUAGAUCAUUCGACAUUGGGAUAUAAAAAAAAUCAAUGUUCACAUCAACUUGUAUUGUAUUUUAACGUCGUAUGUCUUUCUCACCGUAUAAAUUGGAUUCUGUUGCUUAUCACGGGGCCGACGGGGGUGUGCAACCUUUCAUAAAGAAGAGCCAGAUAGAAAAAAAACUGGUUGAAACAGCGGGCCGCACCUUUAUUUAACAUCGGUUUCCUAGGAGUUGCAGCACAAAAUUUUUGCACAAGCUAGCUGUUAGGGUACUUUAAAGUCAUAGGCAUAGAUAGAUAAUACAUUGGACUCAGAUAUAGGAAUUAGAAUUACUAAAUUAAAAACUCUUUUCGCGGGCCGCACAUCACUCAAAAUUGGCGCUUCUCCGCGGGCCGCACGAUUUUGCCUUGAGAGCCUCAUUUGGCCCACGGGCCGCAGGUUGCACAUCCCUGCUUCAUCAUAUAACUUUGAUGAAUUUUUAAUUUUACCAAGAUGAUUGUUGUUAAUAUUAUAAUGAACAUUAUGGUGUGUCACUUCUCUUUAUUUUGUGAAAUAUUGUACAGAAAUUUCACAAAUUCUAUUGUUUUUUUUCAGAAAGUCAAUAUUUUUCGAGAAAUUGCCCUUUUCUAAAAUCUAUAAAAUUCUUUUUCUUCGUUUCUGCAAUGAUAAAUUAUCUUCCGAUUUAGAUGUUUAAAUAUUUUCACAGCACACUACCUCAUGAAGUAUUAAGUUUUUAGUCAGCGGGAAAAAGGAUAUUCAGUCAUUAUUUAUUCUUGAUUUCUUGCAUGUUUGGAAGCUGCAUUUUAAUGA
Styela clava is the source of this 1930-nucleotide messenger RNA. RefSeq names its product N-acylneuraminate cytidylyltransferase-like. The record is from RefSeq and is a predicted model, not a curated record. Gene Ontology annotation, molecular function: N-acylneuraminate cytidylyltransferase activity. Lineage: Eukaryota; Metazoa; Chordata; Ascidiacea; Stolidobranchia; Styelidae.